This is a messenger RNA of Aspergillus alliaceus, 2055 nucleotides long. RefSeq names its product Zn(II)2Cys6 transcription factor. The transcript has 9 exons. NCBI's taxonomy places the organism in Eukaryota, Fungi, Ascomycota, Eurotiomycetes, Eurotiales, Aspergillaceae. Gene Ontology annotation, cellular component: nucleus. The coding region runs from base 1 to 2055 and encodes 684 amino acids. The record is from RefSeq and is a predicted model, not a curated record. Gene Ontology annotation, biological process: DNA-templated transcription; positive regulation of transcription by RNA polymerase II. Gene Ontology annotation, molecular function: DNA-binding transcription factor activity, RNA polymerase II-specific; sequence-specific DNA binding; zinc ion binding.
AUGGUAUCCUCCAAGCCCAGGACCUCCUCCAAAGCCAUGGAUGGAUCGCAUCGCAUCAAGAAACGCUCGUCCAAUGCCUGUCAGAGAUGCCGGAGACAGAAGAUCAAAUGCUCGGGUUCGCAGCCGUGCGACACUUGUAGUAAACGGAAAUUAACCUGCACGUUUGAUGACCGGGACCAGAAGAUUCUGGUCACUCGGGGGUACAUCGAAGACCUACACAAAAAGAUUGCGCUACUAAGAGGAGGCGGAGAUGAAGUAUUCAGCCCCCGGAGUAUGGAGCAGGACGUGCUCCAUCCUCCCGAAGGCGACGACACGGCCGUCGAAGGGGAAGCGGAAUGGAGUCAGAAUCUCGAAGGCGCAUCACAGUUGACGAAUCCACUCUCAUCGGGUCCAUCCACCUUCAUGGCUGCAGCAUCUGGCCGAAUCUUCUACCUAGGAACCUCGUCCAACUGGUCCUUUGCGCGGAAGAUAUUGAGCAUGACGCAUGAGCACCUCUACAACUCGCCGCUCCCCACAGGGAGUCUCUACUUUGACGGCUCUGCGUAUGAUUUGGGCUGGGAUGGAACGAGGACAACCGCCAGUCAGGACAUGCCUAUGGCGCCGCCUCUCGAUUUCUCCAUCUACCUCAUCAAUGCUGUCAAGUUCCAUGCGGGCCAGUUAUUCCACCUCUUCGACGAAGAAACAUUCAUGGGAGGACUAUACACCUUCUACGAGAGUCCUGAACAUCAGAUGGCGCAUUCGGGCUUAUGGUAUAUCCACUACUUGCUCAUUCUGGCGUUUGGAAAGGCGUUUGUCGUACAGCGAAACCAAGGCAGUCGGCCGGCCGGCUGUGAAUUCUUUACCAAGGCGUUGCAGCUGCUGCCGGACGCCACGCACCUCAGCCGAGAUCCCAUUGUCGCCACCGAGAUCCUCUGCUGCAUCGCCCUCUAUCUGCAGUCGCUCGACUUUCGUAACUCGGCGCAUAACUAUAUCGGCCAAGCAGUUCGGAUUGCCCUGGCUCAGGGAAUGCACACCGACAUGUCGGAGGAACACCUGGGGGACGCGCUGGUCCAGCGAUGUCGGCGAAUUUGGUGGACGAUUUACAUCCUCGACCGCCAGAUGACCUCGUUGAUGGGGCUGCCGCAGUCCAUCCGGGACGAUCAGCUCCAUCAUCAGCUUCCUUAUUUCCCAGGGUCACCUCAAAAAGGUAUCGCGCUCAGCAUGCAAAUCAAGGUGUGCCAGAUUAUGGACGAGAUCAACAGUAGUGUGUAUGGACCGGACGGGCGCCUAAACCGAAAUUUCCUGCUACGAACCAAAACUGCCCUAGCGAGCGCGGCGGAGUUGGUCAGUGAGCUCCGAAAAUGCUACGGCUUGCGGUUGGACGAGUCCUCGAUCAGCGGCGUGUCGCGAUUGUCGGCGCACCUGCAUCUACUCUACCAUCAGUGCAUCGUUCUUGCAACCCGACCGGUGUUGUUCUGCUUUUUGAAGAUGCGGAUCCAGUCGGCCGACAGCUCUCUCGAGUGCCUGAACUCGUCGGCCAACGUGCGCAAGCUGAUGCAGGUCUGCAUCGACUCCGCACAGCAAAUCUUAAAUAUCCUGACGGUUCUCCAGCAGCAGAACCUCCUAGACAGUUUCCUCCCGUUUGACCUCGAAUCCACGUUUAUCUCCGCCGUCGUUCUCAUCACGGCCCCUGUAGCCGACGCGCCCCUCCUCGACGACGGGACCACCUGGCUACAUCAGAGCAUCCUAAUCUGUGAUGAAAUGAUCUCCCGCGGGAAUCUGAUCGCUGGGUUUCGCAAGUCCGAGUUGCAGCAACUCGCCGGAAUGCUGAACCACCUGGCGACUGAUCGACUCGCGCACGGUCCAGAAUCGGCUCGAAAGAGAGCGCCCGAUGGAGUGACUUCCCGGCUACCGUCCCCACCCACUCCUGAUGCUAGCCGGGUGUUUGGGGUUUCGGAGGUAUCGAAUGCAAACCACGGUUUGACGACGGCGGAAAUCAUGGCGGUCGCGGAGUCCAUCGAUACGGGCGAUGUUGACUGGAUCGCUCAUGCCGUGACUGAGAAUCACAUCUGGUAG